Molecule: messenger RNA, 4325 nt
Organism: Chlamydomonas reinhardtii
Lineage: Eukaryota; Viridiplantae; Chlorophyta; Chlorophyceae; Chlamydomonadales; Chlamydomonadaceae
Exons: 5
Coding region: 42-3632 (1196 amino acids)
Source: RefSeq, a predicted model, not a curated record
UUUAGCAGCUAAACUUUAUACCCGCACAAAGGUUGCCAGACAUGGCACCAAGAACUCUGUCGGCGUCUUCUAGACCUAUUCAUACUACCACACUAGCGACAAGGCCGCUGCUGCGACGCUCGCGGACUUCGGUGUUAGUUUGUGCCCGGCGAGGGUUCUCUGGACAGCAGAGCCUUGAGCAAGCCAUUGGUGCAAUAAAUCGUAUCAUUACCGACAGCGAGAACAGGAAACGGAAGAAAGCUGAGCAGAAUGGGUCUCGCGCAGAGCCGGAGGUGCAGCCGCUUGGCAAACCCAUAACAUUUAAGGCAUCUGCAAGGUCAGAAAAACUUGUGAAGGAGCCGGCCGGCUCCCCCCGCGACCUGUCCGCCUACCUGUCCCUGCCGCUGGACCAGUACAGCCUGUUGGAUCCAGGCUGGAUCUCGCGGCCCGACCCGGCGGGUCAGCCCGACACGUUCGUGCUGCGCAUCCCGCUGUUUGACCUGGUGGGGCUGGAGCUGCAGCCGCAGAUCAGCGUCAAGGUCAAUGUGGACCCACGCAACAGCCAGGUCCACUUCCUGGCCGACCAGUUCCGUGUGGGCGACCCGCGCUUCGACGACGACUUCAAGCUGCACAUGCGCGCCACGCUGCGCAACAAGCCCGUGCCCACACUGAGGCCCUUCAGGUCCAUCAAGCGCAUGUGGUCGCGCCGGGGCCAGAAGCACCAGCAGCCGGAACAGGCGCAGGGGCAGGGAGCCGCAACCGCAGCGGCCAUAGCGGGAGCCGCUGGAGCCGCUGGCGCCGCUGGCCAGCAGCAGCAGCAGCAGCAGCAGCAGCAGCUGACAGGCGGCGGGUCGGAGGAUGGGGUCAGCCCGACCGGCACGUUGUCCUCUGACGAGGAGGAUGACAUUGUGGUGGAGGUCGAGGGCGUGGACGACGAGCCGGGGCCCGGGACAGCGGGGCCGGGCAGCAGCAGCAGCGGCAUUAGCAAUGGUGCGGGCAGUAGCAGUGGUGGCAAUGGUAUCGGUGGCGGAGCGCAUGCCAGCAGUAGCAGCAACGGCGCCGGCGUAAGCAGCAGUGGCGGCAGUAGCGGUGGCCUGCCGCGGGGGUACGACCAGUACGAUGCGGCGGCGCGGCUGGAUGUCGGCGUGUCGGGGGCGGCCGGGACAGCGGCGGGAGUUGGGGUUGCGGGUGGCACGGCCACUGGCGGCGGCAGCGCACCGCACCAUCCUCCGGACCUGCCGCCGCACGUGACCAUGCGGGACCAGGACGACGGCUGGGGGCGGUCCUCGCCGCCAGCAGCAGCAGCGGCGGCAGCCGCAGCCGCAGCCGGCGGCACGACACCCAUACGGCCCUGGGGCAGCCACGCCCGCAGCGGCACGAGUAGCCACGGCACAGAUAGCAGCAACGGGAACGGUGGCAGCAGCGGUAGCGGCGGCAGCAGCAGCAGCGCCGCCACGGGCCCCGGGGGUGCCGCUGCCUGGCCGGCGGGCGGCGCAUACGGCCCCGCCCACCCAGCCGCUGCGUCCACGUCCGCCGGCGCAGUAGCAGCUGCUCCUGCUGCCCCGGCUGCUGCAGCCGCGCCGCCGGCUGCUACUGCCGGCCCGCCGCAGCCGGCUCCGGUGCGGGGUGAGGUUCUGGAGGUGGUGGAGCCCAUCGUAGUGUCGGAGGGGGACCAGGGCGGCAGUAGCAGCACCGGCGAUAGCGGCAGUAGCAGUGGCAGUGGCGGAGCGGCUGCGGGCUGGUCAGCGGGAUCCUGGUCAGCGAGCAAUGCGGCGUCGGCGGGCGCGCCGCCGCCGGCGAGCACCGCAGCUGGCUCUGGUCCUGCUAGCACCAGCACCAGCGCCGGCACCGGCACCAGCACCAGCACCAGCGCCGGCACCAGCACCAGCGCCGGCACCAGCACCAACGCAAGCAAUGCGGCGGCGGCGGCGGCGGCGGGCGCGGUGCCGUUUGUAGAGGCCGACGUCACGUACGUGCCGGCUGGGCAGUGGGGACGGGACGCGGCUCCGGUGGGGUCGCGGAGCCGUAACGGCGCGUCAGCGCCGGCGCCUUCAGCCGCACCCGCGUCCUCGUCGUCAAUGCAUUCGGCUUCGGCAUCGUCAGCAUCGGCACCGUCGGCGUCGCCAUCAGCGGCUGCGGCUUCAGCCACCGGCUGGACCUCGGGUGGCGGCGGGCACUCGGCGACCUGGUCAAACUCACCAGAGCCAUCCUCGUCUGAGUCUUCGUACUCCUCUUCCUACUCGUACUCCUCCGGAGCUGCCUCAUCGUCGGCAUCCUCGUCAGCCGCGACGGCGACGGCAGCGGCCAGGAUGAUGGGCGACGCUGCGGCGGCGGCGGUCGGCAUUGCGGGGCAGGCGGUGGGAGUGGCGGCGGCAGCAGCUGCGGCGGCGGCGGGCGUGGCGGUUGGUGCCGCAGCGGCGGCCGGGGCGGUCGCGGUGGGAGCGGCGGCGGCGGGUGCGGCGGUAGCGGGGGUGGCGGCCACGGGUGCAGUGGCCGCAGGCGCGGCGGUGGCGGGAGCAGUGGCGACGGGAGGGGCCGCCGUCGCGGAGGCCGCGGCGGCGGUACAGGCGCAGGCAGCGGCAGGGUCCGGGGCGGGUGCCGGCAGCGCUGCGACGCCCCACGGCGCGCCACCGACGCCCGCGGCCAUUCCGGGUGUCACGUACAACGUGACGGCUGAGAGGCCGGCCGCAGACGCCGGCCGCGGCCCGACAGCUAGCGCGGCGGCGGCGCAUGCGGCCACGGCAUCGCCUGCGGCUGCGGCUGCGCCGACGGCGCCGCCAACUGCGGCGGCGGCGGCACCCGCUGUGCCGGCGGCCUCGGCGCCUGCUGCGGCGCGUGUAGAGGGCAUGAGGCCGGACUCUGCGGCAACAAUCCAGCCUUCAGCGCACUCCCCGACUGCUGCUCCCCCACCGCCGCCGCAGCACGCGACCGCGCCUGCCGUGCCCACGACAAGUGACACUGCUGCUCCUGCAGCAGCAACAGCCACUGCUGACCCUAUCGCAGCGGCGGCUACUGCCGGCCCCAGCCCCGGCCCAAGCACCAGCGCUCAGGCGCCAGCUGCUGCCACCGCGCCCGUCCACACGACGCCAUCGCCACCGCCGCCUCCACCGCCGCCGGCCAUCUCUAUCCCCAGUGCCUCCACAAGCACAGCCGCAGGGCAGCUCGUCACCACUAGCAGCAGUAGCAGUAGCACCGGUGGCGGCGGCGCGGCUACAGCCGAGGACAACCCCACGGCGCUGCUGGUGGGCAGUGUGGACGUGGCGGUGACGGUGGUGGUGCCGGCGGCUCUGACGGCGGUGCCGCGGCCGCUGCUGGGCAUGACGGGCAGCCUCAUCGCGCGCUACGCCAUCUCCUCGCUGCUGCCGUCCUUCCUGGACCUGCUGGUGGCGGACUACGGCAGGUGGUCGUCUGGUCAGACGGUGGCGGCUCGGGCGGCACCAGCCGGCGACCUGGCGGCGGCGGCGGCCGCCGCCGCGGCGGCGCAGGGCGCUCCGCCGCCAGCACCGCGCCACGGCGGUCCGGACGCGGCAGCGGGCGGGCACACGGCGGGUGUGGGUGCGGCUGGACCGGCGGCAGCGACAGCGGGCACGGCGGCGGCGGCGGCGGCAGCGGGCACAGGUGGCUCGGCAUCGUCGUCGAUUGCGGAUGCGUAGUUUCGUUGGCUGGUGGAUGGCGGCGUGGCUGUUGGUAGUGCAAGGGACCACACAAGGCAGCGUGCUAGCACGGGCCCUUUAAAUAAGCAUCUGGUGCAUAUGCAUUGGCGUGUCACACUGCCGUAUGUUUCAACGCCUGUGGCUUGGGGUCUAGCGAGCAGGAUACAUCAGCGCGGGGCGUGUGUCAGCGCUGUCGCAUUGAGUGCACGCUCUUGUGCAUAGCACUGUUUGGUUCGCCGGUAACCAUUACCCAGUUAGCUUUCAGGCACUGGGUAAUCAAGCAUUGAGCCGCGCUGUGCUGUGCCACGCAAGUCGCAACGCCGCAUGUACUCUCUGGUCGCCUGACAAGUCUGCUAGGUGGCUCUUUGUGUAAUGUGCCAUGGUGAUGUCUCCUGGGUGUAUGCCUCGAGUGUCACGCCCUGACGUGUGACCGUGCAUGCCGUGUCACCGCAUGGUGUUUUCACGCAUUACUUAGCAUGAUUGCCACGUAGAAGAACCAGCGGGGCACACCACAAGUACGCCAGCACACGGUAUCGCGUGACACGAGUUCGAGUUCCAAUUAGUACUGGGGAAGUGACACAGUGGCAUAGCGGCAGGUCAUGCAAAAGGCUCUUCAGUAGCUGAGUGACUGAGUCCCGAGAAACCAGUGUAGCCUAGUGUAGCCCGCAAGCUCAGCACUACUCCCGACUCACU